CAGCUUGAUCCAAUCCAGGCCUUCUCCAAGACCCUUGAAAAUGCUUUUGCUGUCGAGGAGACAGCAGGCUUCUGGGCUUAGAUUAGAAUAUGGCUCCCCGUUUCUGGGUCCUUAGUGUGUCCAAACCCAAACCUACAUGGAGAAAACUGUCACUGCCGUUUAUGUUUUCUUCAUGCAGUGAAGCUUGAUUGAAAUGGCAGCAAAGCUUUCUGAGAUCCCAGCCCCCUAGUUUUUAUAGGCUUUUUGUUUACCUGUUUUGAUACAGUGAGCUGUUUUUAAUUAUGGCUGUGUCCUUUGCCCUGAGCAUACCUCUGGGCACACAGUUAGUUUGAGCUCCUCUUCUUCCAGUGGCUUGGAAAAGAAAGUCUGAGAGAAAUGCGGAACUGGGAUGGCUGUUCUUCUGCUUUCUGAUUCUCUGUCUUACCUGUGGUUUUCCCUUGCAGGGCAAAGUUCUCUGCCUGGGCCCAAGUCUGUGUGGGUGUCUCCUCCAUGCGCAAAGCUGCUCACUGUGCAGGAGGCACAGGAAGAGAGGAGAGGCCAGAGCAGCUCUCCUGCAGUGACAGUGAGCAGCGAGAUUGAAGUGGAGGAGAGCCCCGCAGCUGUCCCGGGCAACUUCCACACAGUCAUUGAUCUUCCAUCUAAAAGACCAAGUUCUCCCAGUAGGAGGGCAGAGUCAGCAGCUGGCAGUUGGUGUUCGUGCUUCUGCCUGCACAGACCAUCCAGUGUGGCCGAACACCAACUGCAGAGCAGUGCCAGGGAGCCCUCUGAAGCAGAAGUCGUGGUCCUGGCAGGUGACUCCAGCCCUUGUGUUAACGGAAGAUGCAGGGCAGAUGAUGAUGCGGCAUCCUGUGCUUCCAUCAAUAUAGAGCUGUUAGGAAGCACAGGAUGCUGCAGUUCAAACGACCAUUAUUUUAUGUGAGUGCAGCGGUGGAAGAAGAUAUUCAUCGAUCUUCAAGCUCUAAUUCAUGCAAUCCCCUGCUGAAAUCUGCUGACC
This is a messenger RNA of Coturnix japonica (Japanese quail), 994 nucleotides long. The record is from RefSeq and is a predicted model, not a curated record. NCBI's taxonomy places the organism in Eukaryota, Metazoa, Chordata, Aves, Galliformes, Phasianidae.